AUGCAGGACUUCGAGUCUGAUUUUGAGCCAUUCGGCCAUGGCGAGGAUUUGUUGGACGAGGUCCAGGAUGGGGCCUCGGAACAUAGAAGCUAUGGCUGUGAGUCUAACUUGGGGAGCUCCGACGAGAAGGAGCGGUCGUGGUCCCAUGUAGGAGGGUCGCGUCGAGACGAGGCCGAGUGGUACCGCGAGGCUGCUGAGGAUGGCCCCGACAAUGAUGGGGCUGAGUUCUUCAGACCGGCCCGGCCCCAGCAUAGAGCUCAACGAUCAGUCGCACCGUACGAGGCUGCGGAGGUCCACCCUGCUGUGGCUCAGGCUCUGUUUGAGGAGAAGAGAAAGUCAUCCUUGAAGUUCAUGUGGGAGACCGGUUUUGGGAAAGAGGUCUUCAGCGGGCCAUUGGGAUUUUGCCCGACUUACCCGUUUGCUCUGCCGGUGCUUGGUCGAGCUGAUCUCUUUGCGCGCAUGACUUCGUCGGCCUCUUCGUCCAAUCGGACCGAUUGGGUUGCUUUGCAGCCCUUCAAGGCUAAGAGGUUGUUCGCAACCCGGAUGUCCCGUUCCGAGGACCAGUUGAGGAUUGCGGCGAUCUCUAGGAUAAAGGAGGUUGUCUUGUAUGACCCAAACGACUCCCGCCUUGGCCGAUCAUUGCUUGAACUGAGCGGGAUGCUGGUGCCAGAACACCAAAUGGUGGCCAUCUUUGACGAUACCUAUGCAAAGAAAGCUACCAGUACUUUGAGCAAGAGAUCCUGUGACUACUUGAAGUUCGCGAAGUGGCAGGUUCAGGUCAACCAUGGCAAGCCUCUGAGGGUGCUCGAGAAAGACAUGUACGAUUACGUUUGUCAGCUUCGAACCUCUGAGGCUGCGCCGACGUCGGCAGCGGCCUUCAUUUCGGCCUGGCGUUUCUUCCACUUCACUACCGGGAGUGCCUCUGAGGACAACAUUGUCUCUCAGCGAGUCGAGGGGGCAGCCCACACUUGCUACCUGAAGAAGCGGCCUCUCAAGCAAGCUCCUCCGUACAAGGUGUUGCAGGUCAGAAAGCUCGAGGCCAUUGUCUUCGCAGGCAGUGAUUUGCAUGCGGUGAUCUGUGGAUUCGGGCUGUUUUGCCUUUUCUCUACUGCAAGGUGGGGGGACGCAGCCAAAGCCACCGGUCUCAAGAUGGAUUCCCAUGGACGUGUGUUCCUAGUUGAGGCAGUGAUGCUUGGCCACAAGACGGCCAAGAAGGCCGACGACAGAACAACGUUCAUGCCCCUCAUCGCCCUGGGACACACCUUCGAGGAGGAACCUUGGGCAACAGCUUGGCUGAGUGCCCGCUCAAGGAUGGGUCUGGAUGAGAGCAUGAUGAUCGUCACUUACGGUCGUGAUGUUAUGACGCCCGUCUUGGCAAAGCUCCAGCAUCUGGUUGAUGCCAUCAGAAGUCACCAGUUCGACCCGGAUCAGCCCAGGGCGGCCAGGUUGCACAACCUUGUUCAGAAAUUGAACGAGGAAGCGGACAUCGAGCCUUAUGCCGAGCGCCAAGCACAUGACUUGGAAAAGCUCGACGAAUCUGAGUUGUCUGAUGUAUCCGCCGAAGACCAUGAUGGACUUGGAGCGUUGCCCAGCCUGGUGCCCGGUCUCACUGAAGAUCGCGAGCCGCCAGAGACAGGAGCCUACGUUCGCCAUCGGAUCUCAUAUAUCGUUCACGCCCUCGGGACCCCUGCCUCCAUGCUGAGAUGCGGGCGUACCUUGAAUGGGAAUUACGAGAAGUACACAUUUAACCCUCGGCAGCCGGGCGAAGAUGUCUUUUGUGAACAAUGCAGGUCCGCCCGAGCCCCGUGGGAUCAGGCAGCCUGA
Messenger RNA from Symbiodinium sp. CCMP2592, 1824 nucleotides. The record is from the annotation of a GenBank genome assembly. NCBI's taxonomy places the organism in Eukaryota, Dinophyceae, Suessiales, Symbiodiniaceae.